This is a messenger RNA of Anopheles moucheti, 1480 nucleotides long. RefSeq names its product protein maelstrom homolog. Bases 39 to 1283 code for a protein of 414 amino acids. The record is from RefSeq and is a predicted model, not a curated record. The transcript has 2 exons. Gene Ontology annotation, cellular component: P granule; nucleus. Lineage: Eukaryota; Metazoa; Arthropoda; Insecta; Diptera; Culicidae. Gene Ontology annotation, molecular function: sequence-specific DNA binding. Gene Ontology annotation, biological process: negative regulation of DNA-templated transcription; spermatogenesis; regulation of miRNA-mediated gene silencing.
UUCUGUAGAACAUUAGCAGCUUUUUAAUAUUAGAAAAAAUGGACAAGAAACCGACGACGCACUUGGAAAGGAAAUUAAAGCAAUUUAAAUCAAAAACGCGAAACAACCUUGUUGAACAGCAUCUACAAAAGGUACGGUUAAGGGAACAACUUGCAGAACUGAAGAACAAUUUGAUUACCAAAGCCUGCGCUAAGAUUAAAGACGAUCUCAAGAAGGAAGAUUUUUACAUAAUUUCGAUGGCAUACUUUUGCCGUACGAUUGACAGUGAUUAUUUACCGGCCGAGCUAGGUGUAAUAAAAUACAGUCUGCAAGGCGGUGUUCAGAAGCAACUUCACAUGCAUAUCAAUCCUGGAAAAAUUCCGACUGGUUUAGCCUAUCAGGCGCAGAGUCAUUCGAAAAAUAGCCAUGAACUGCCGAUCCCUCCAAACGCGUUGGGCUUGACAGAUUAUGAUGAAAUAGCGAAGAGGUUAGUUAACUUCUUGAAAAUGGAAAAGAACACUCCAUUGCUGCUAUUCACGGAAAGGCAGGAGGUGCCAAUGGUGGAAAAUAUGCUUAAAGCCAUAUUGGGGAAUCUUACCGCAGAGGGAAUGCUAUACGUAUGCUCCCUCCCGGAACUGUUCCAUCAGCUGCAACUUGCCGUGGAAGCUUAUGAUAAAGACGAGGAGAUUCCAUCAUCCGCACAUAAGGCGCAACAAAUGCUGGAUGUGGAUUGUUUCAGCUACACAACGGGCAUCAGCUGCGAUUAUCACGAAUCAAAUGAGUUGUUGAUACACUGUGCGUUGUCCCAAUGCAUACGCUGGUCAUACACCAUUUCCAAAACGUGCUGUAAGUCUCUAGGCAUCGAUUUAAUUGCUGGUAAGCAUAUGCCUUCAAUGGUGGUUAUGACACAACCGUCAACAAGUAAGGUGGAAGAAGACGACGAUGCGGAUAGUUACGAUGAUUUGUCCUUUGAUCGACUGUCGAUCGCAUCGUAUGCUACGGAUUAUACUGACAUGCUGCCGGCGGAUGUUGAAACAUAUGACGGCCCGGUUUGUAGCAAUGACGAAAGCGUCCUCAGAUCGAAUGGCUUACUGGAGCUACUUGGACAAGGAAACAUAGAGCCGCAAAAGGAAACAGUCAGUGUCGAAAAGAAAAACAAUGCCGAAACAGGAAACGACAAGGAAUCGUUGGAUUCUGGUAAUAAUUUAGAUGAAUCCAAAAAGGAAAUUUUCGUUUUGACCCCGUACGGCCGUUACUUAUUGUAUGGAAAUUCGAAUGAUUCAUACGAUGGUAAACCAUGGUAAUUUCCAUGGUCUCCAAAGUAUGAUAAAUAGUUUCGCUUUUUGCUAUCUCCUAACUAUCUGUUAUGAGUUUAAGCUUUACCAUAAUUUUGCUUCUAAAAUAAGCAUUUCAGUAUUGGCCCAAGCACUACUAACAGCCGAUUAAGCAAUCACUAAUGUUUAACGUUUAGUGUGAUGAGCUCAAAUUCAAAAUGAAAAUA